Messenger RNA from Gordionus sp. m RMFG-2023, 467 nucleotides. Its product is annotated as G patch domain-containing protein 4-like. Gene Ontology annotation, molecular function: nucleic acid binding. Gene Ontology annotation, cellular component: nucleolus. NCBI's taxonomy places the organism in Eukaryota, Metazoa, Nematomorpha, Gordioida, Chordodea, Parachordodidae. The transcript is spliced from 5 exons. Bases 72 to 467 code for a protein of 131 amino acids. The record is from RefSeq and is a predicted model, not a curated record.
GCUUAUUGUCAACAUUUAGAUUAUUUUCUAACAUCUGCUGUUAGAAUAAAAAAAUGCACAAUAUUUUUUAAAUGAAAACCCAAUUCGCGAAGAAGCUUUUAGAAAAAUAUGGAUGGAAUACAGGUGAUGGAUUAGGUAAAAAUAAAGAUGGAAUUAAGGAGCCCUUAAAAAUUUCUAUAAAAAAAGAUAAUGAUGGAAUUGGUUUUGAUCGUUCAUUAGAGUUUUCCAAUCGUUGGUGGGAAACACUCUACAAUAAAGCUGCAGAUAAUGUUAAUCCAUGUAAAGAUAAUAAUAAAUCAGAUGAUCAUUUAAAUUUAAAACCUAAACUCAAGAAACAAAAACUCAAGCAUGAUGCGAAAGAGAAUGAUAGGAAUUUAUCAAAAAUAUUCAAUAAGCACAAACAAAAGGGCAAAUUAAAGAGGAUUAUAGAACAAGAAAAGCAAUUCGAACAAAAUACCAAUUGUUAA